AUGGUUCUAAGAACAAUUAUUCAACAACCAGGGAGGGCAGCACUGGUGAGACAAAAAAAUAUGAUUGCAUCAAUUAAAGAUGGACGGGAUUGGUGGAAAAUUGAACCAAAAUACUCAGAUAAAGUUCUCAUUGGAAACUGGCUGGAAGAGAGAAAAAGGUUUAUCAAACCCACUGGGAAACUUGGCUGCAGCACAUACAGCACAGACUUCAUUUGCUUCCCAGAUCACAAACCAGAACAAACACUAAGAAGAACCAUGAUGAAGAAAUAUGAGGGCCUGCCAGCACAGCACUUCUUCACACAUCACGAGGAACCAAGAAGCCGAAAUUUAGUAUCAGAGUAUGAAGAUAAAUACAAUAGACACAGUUAUGACCCUGUGCUGCCUCCCCUCCGCAGCUGGAAUGGACGCAAGCUUGCCUGGAUUCCUCAGAAACCAGAUUUCCCCAUUCUUGAACCACCCACCAACUAUGGCCUGCUCGAGCACCUGAUGAAAAAAUGGCACAAGAAAGAAGCUGGAAUGAUGAGGAGUGUCUACACCAUUUCCUAUGAAAAGCCACCAAUUUCUGCUUUUGCUAAAACUCAUGGCCUCUCUUCCAGGCAGGGACGUCAUCCCCAUAAUAUUGGUAGAAUCCUGGACUAUGAAGGGAGUCAGAAAUAUCUGCAAGCCCUCGGCCAACUAGCGAGAGACAGAAAAGCAAGAGAUGCCUCUAUGUAA
Cygnus atratus (black swan) is the source of this 714-nucleotide messenger RNA. RefSeq names its product cilia and flagella associated protein 107 (gene CFAP107). The record is from RefSeq and is a predicted model, not a curated record. NCBI's taxonomy places the organism in Eukaryota, Metazoa, Chordata, Aves, Anseriformes, Anatidae. Bases 1 to 714 code for a protein of 237 amino acids. The transcript has 5 exons.